AAUCGAUUUGUGAGCCAACGGUUCAACUUGCCGUUUGCAUCGUAUCGAUGAGCCGCACCAAGAAGAGCGCCCGCCGCGGGAAGCGCACCACCGAUGUAGCCCCAGAUGCACCCAACAAGAAGCAGAAGAAUGAUGCCACCCAAGCUUCAGCUGCUGCUGCUCCUUCUGCAAGUGCGACUGCGAAUGGCGAGAAGGGCAGUCGCGAGUGGGCUGAGAGCACGCUGACAAAGCUGCUGGGCGGCAUGACAUUGGACACGUUCCUGUCCGAGUACUUUGAGAAGAAGCCGCUGCAUGUGCGCAAGGCGAAUAAGGGCGCAUUAUUUGGCAACAAUCUAUUCUCGCGCAAUAAAAUGCUUAAAGUCAUGGAGAAGCAGGCAGGUCUCAUGAGCUUCGGCAAGGACCUCACAGUCUGCAGAUACGUCAAUUCGGAGCGCGAGAACUUUGAGGGUGAGGACACUAAUGGACAUGCUACGAGCCGACAGGUGGCCAGUCUGCUGGACAUAGGCUAUAGCUGCCAGUUUUACCAGCCGCAGCGUUACGUAGACGGUCUGUACGAGCUGAAUGCAGCCUUUGAAGAAGUUUUCGGUGGUCUGGCAGGUGCAAGCGCGUACUUGACGCCUGCCAAUUCGCAGGCGUUGGCGCCGCAUCACGACGAUGUGGAGGUGUUUGUGAUACAGACGCAGGGCCGCAAGAAGUGGCAGCUUUACCACCCGCUGGUGGAGCUGGCAGGUGAACACAGCUCGGAUCUGGCGGAGGAUCAGAUUGGCGAGCCGUGGAUGGAGUUGAUUGUGGAGGAAGGUGACGUGCUGUACUUCCCACGUGGCGUUAUACACCAGGCAUGCACGGACGAUAAGGAAUUCUCCACGCAUGUGACCAUCUCGGUGUACCAGCACAACACUUGGGCUAACUUCCUGGAGGUGGCGCUGCCCCAUGUUAUCCGCCAAGCAUUCGACUCCGACGUCUCAUUCCGAAAGGGUCUUCCGGUCGGCUACUUGAGCUUCAUGGGUACCCAAUUCCCAGCAGACUCUGCGGAGGCCAAGGAGUUUAUGGCGACGUACAAGAAGCUGGUGGGCAAGCUUGCUGCUCAUGUCAGCGAAAAGGACUUGCAGGAAGCUGCUGACGAGGCUGCCCUCGAUGUGCUUGCAAACCGUCUACCACCGCCAAGGGGAAAGACGAAGAAGGAUGGAGAUGAAUCCGGCCCGAGUCCGCUUGACGGCAACGUCACCAUUUGCUUCAAGAACCGCUCUCAUAUCCGCUUGUCGAUAGGUGAAGACGAGAUGAAAGAGGCUUUUAUCGCCGUCUACUUCUCGUUGCACAACUGCAGGCGGCAUCACAUGGGCCUGUGCACAUGUGACGGUGGAGAUGGAGAUGAGGGAGGCGAAGGUGAAGAAGAAGAAGAAGAUGGUAGUGACGGUGGCGAGGAUGCUGAGACUGGCAGUGCUGACGGUGACCAUGGCGACAACCAGAGCGACGACGAAGACGAAGACCCCAGCGCUGCGCUAGGACAAAUGCCUCCUCAACCAAAGAGCAUCGUAUUCCCGGGAGAAUUGGCGCCUGCGCUCAUGAAGUUGUAUGCUGCCUCCAAGUCUGGUGCAUCGAUUGACGAGCUAGCAGAGGCUGCUACCGAUGAGACCGCAGUGCGCGGAAUGCUUCUACGACUGUGGUCUGAAGGUCUCUUGGAUGUCACGACGCAAUCGUAGCCAAACAACUAGAAUCAAUCACAAACAGUGUCCAUUUUGUUUUGAGAGGGCAAGCAUUUACCGUAGCCUCGCUACUUGUUCUGCUACUCCUUGUCCGUGUGCUCCUCUCGUCCUAACGUUUGCCAAUGUUCCUCUCCAUGAGCAGUACCACGUUGUAUUUCAUUUUGCCUGAUGGACACGACCGCCGGACAC
This is a messenger RNA of Phytophthora nicotianae INRA-310, 1892 nucleotides long. RefSeq lists its product as hypothetical. Gene Ontology annotation, molecular function: histone H3K36 demethylase activity; histone H3K4 demethylase activity. Gene Ontology annotation, cellular component: nucleolus. The transcript has a single exon. The coding region runs from base 48 to 1700 and encodes 550 amino acids. Lineage: Eukaryota; Oomycota; Peronosporomycetes; Peronosporales; Peronosporaceae. The record is from RefSeq and is a predicted model, not a curated record.